AUGGAGUCCGUCCGUAUAGUGGGGUGCUGUAAUGGGCUGGUCUGCUGCUGCAUUGAUCUCAGGAGAGGGCGUUUCUUACUAUGGAAUCCUGCCACCAGAAUCUCCAUGGAAUUACCACAAUUGGUAUUAGAGAAUAGAGACUGGCCCUCGUCCAUAUCCGGAUUCGGUUGGAAUGAAUCGAGCGGUGCAUACAAGGUGUUUGUGGUUUUGCGUAGCAGUAGAAAGUUUAUGGGUAGAGUUUAUAGUUCAAACACAAAUUCAUGGAAAACAGUCGAGUUUUUUGAUAUCGGUUUGAUACAUAGUAAGGCGCAUUUUGUGAGUGGAAAGCUUCAUUGGCUUCACAUUAAGAAUACAGAUGAGACGGAUAAUUAUGAAAUUGCUACAUUUGAUUUGAAGAAGGAGGAGUUUGGAGUGAUGAAGCUUCCACGUGGCGCAAAAUCAGUGCGCUUGGGCGUGAACGAGGGUCGCCUUACCAUGAUAUUAGAAAAGAAGAGAACAGACUUUGAUGUGUGGGUAAUGAAGCAGGAUUGUUGGGUGAAAGUGAGGGAUGGUGUUGUUUAUGAGCCUUGUGAAAUUCUUCCAUCCGUAGCCCCAUUUUGCGCAGUCGACGAGGUGGAGAUUCGGCUAGUUCGAGGGUCGAAUUUUAAGCUCUACGAUCAAGCACGAGAUGAUGUGCAUUCGCAGAUGAAGAAAAUUAGAGAUUCCUUGCAAACGCAUCUCUACAUCGAAAGUUUAGUCUCUCCGGUCCCCGACAAGAAUCUGUGCCGAGCGAUUUGA
Messenger RNA from Salvia miltiorrhiza (redroot sage), 777 nucleotides. Its product is annotated as F-box protein At3g07870-like. Lineage: Eukaryota; Viridiplantae; Streptophyta; Magnoliopsida; Lamiales; Lamiaceae. The transcript has a single exon. The record is from RefSeq and is a predicted model, not a curated record. Bases 1 to 777 code for a protein of 258 amino acids.